Molecule: messenger RNA, 798 nt
Organism: Capsella rubella
Lineage: Eukaryota; Viridiplantae; Streptophyta; Magnoliopsida; Brassicales; Brassicaceae
Product: late embryogenesis abundant protein 46
Exons: 2
Coding region: 83-577 (164 amino acids)
Biological process (GO): embryo development ending in seed dormancy
Source: RefSeq, a predicted model, not a curated record
AAAGCAUUAAACAAAAAUAAUCAGAAGACAUCUUUGUAGCAUCUUAAGAUCUCAUCAAGGAAAAGCGAGAGUUUCGGGAAAAAUGCAGUCGAUGAAAGAAACAGCUUCGAAUAUUGCAGCCUCUGCGAAGUCUGGCAUGGACAAGACCAAAGCUACCUUGGAGGAAAAGGCUGAGAAGAUGAAGACACGAGACCCUGUUCAGAAACAGAUGGCUACUCAAGUUAAAGAAGAUAAGAUUAAUCUAGCUGAGAUGCAGAAGAGAGAAACGUAUGAACACAACGCUGCCAUGAAAGGAGCGGCUGGAGCCGGAACCGGAACUGGAACCGGUUUGGGUUUGGGAUCGGCCACCCACUCGACAACUGGACAAGUCGGACACGGCACUGGGACACACCAAAUGUCGGCUUUGCCUGGUCAUGGAACAGGACAACUGACCGACCGCGUUGUGGAGGGAACCGCUGUGACAGACCCGAUCGGAAGAAACACUGGAACUGGUCGGACGACCGCACAUAACACCCAUGUUGGUGGUGGUGGUACUACUGGCUAUGGAACCGGAACCGGCGGGGGAUAUAGUGGAUAAAAGAGUGUUCUGUUUUGAUUAAUUCGAGGUUUCGUGUCUUUGUGUGUUCAUGUUGUGUUUUCGGUCCCUGUCUUUUCUUUUCUUUUGUUCUUAUGAAUAAUUGUAGGACUUCGAUCUCAUCUAGUUUUUUGUUGUUUGAUGACAGUCCUACACUCCUACUUUCUGAGUUGUUAUGUUCAUGCAAUAUUGUUACAAUGAGUGAAAAUUAUCAUUAGCAAUUA